AUGAAGCGGAAUCGUUUUACCAUUUAUACCAAGUCUUAUGAAAAAAGAUAUUGCGAGAAAAGCAGAGAGGAGCUACCGAAAAAGAUGAUUGAGAUGAUAAGAACACUACUGCAAACCUACUUACAAGUUUCUGUAGCGAUUCCCGAUUCCACGUGUAUUGUCUCAAUUCCUAAACGAAACUUCAAAUGUGGAGCAGUACCAGGCGCAUUCCAAACAAAACAUAAAGGUCCUCCUGAUAGUUAUUACGAAUAUCAAAUGAUUGGCGACGAUGCGAUACAAGUAGCUUGGUUCGUGGUGGCUGGAGUGAGAUAUGUGGCAGGAGUUUGUAUAUAUCUGGAGACUCCAUAUGAAAGACAAAUCCGGUACAGAGAAGAGAUUAUUUUCGAUCUGUUGCACAAACCUGAUUACUGGUCAACAAUCAGUUUGAAAGAAGAAACUAUGCAAGUCCUGACUCAAAAAUGUAAGAACGAAUUGACUCUUUUUACGAACAACCGGUACGAUGAACCACGCUGUUUCCGAUUCGAUUCUGACAAAAGGAGAUUCGUAGCAUGCCAAGCGUUAGCUAUCAACAAUUAUAAGAGGAACAACUCAACUGUUCACACACAUCAUCUAACUAUUCAAGUAUGUCAGCAUCGAAACGAAUUGGCUCUGAUUGGGAUUAAUAAUGGAACGAGAAUGCAUGCUACAUGGAACAGAAAGUGCCGACAGAUAGAAUACUCUAGCUGCGCGAAUUGCGCAAAGCUCUACGAUACACAACUACCGUCAUAUCAAUCAUUGCUACGUGACAAUUCGUAUUAUAACUAUUUCAAUGACUUUUUCUAUCAAAAUAUGUGCAAUUAA
This is a messenger RNA of Caenorhabditis remanei, 840 nucleotides long. RefSeq lists its product as uncharacterized. The record is from RefSeq and is a predicted model, not a curated record. The coding region runs from base 1 to 840 and encodes 279 amino acids. The transcript has a single exon. Lineage: Eukaryota; Metazoa; Nematoda; Chromadorea; Rhabditida; Rhabditidae.